Messenger RNA from Polyodon spathula (Mississippi paddlefish), 2184 nucleotides. Its product is annotated as ABI gene family member 3-like. Lineage: Eukaryota; Metazoa; Chordata; Actinopteri; Acipenseriformes; Polyodontidae. Gene Ontology annotation, molecular function: SH3 domain binding. The coding region runs from base 313 to 1596 and encodes 427 amino acids. The record is from RefSeq and is a predicted model, not a curated record. Gene Ontology annotation, cellular component: lamellipodium. The transcript has 9 exons.
UUAUCUUCCCUUUUUUAUUACACAAUCGAGUCUUAAAAUCUUGACGCCAAAUGUGUUUUUUGUGUGAUUGAAAGAGUGUGAGAGUGAGUGCAGGUGAUGUGAAACCUCAUUGAACAGAUUGACAGUGAGACUGUUCCUUUAAAAAAAAAAAAAAUGGAUUGCCUCAUGAGGCGGAGACAGAAGACCUAGUUUAAAAAGAGGUCGUUUUAUUUUCACACCGAAUAACAAGCAGUUUGAGGCGCGCUGCUUCACGUUUGUGUUGGUUGGUUUGUUUCUGAUGCGCACACGCUGCACAGCACAGGCCAGGACAACAUGAAUGAGCAGUACAACGCUGACGAGAUGCAGAGCAUAUUUCAGGAGGCCCCUGCACACAGGCAGGCUCUCCUGGACAACUACAGCAACCUGCACAAGGUAGCCGAGUACUGUGAGAGCAACUACUUACAGGACUGUGUAUUUCUUUGCACCCAGGGGGAAGACAAGGCAAAGGCUUUGGAGGAGACAAAAGCCUUCACCACCCAAUCCCUGGCCAGCGUGGCAUACCAGAUCAGCAGCCUGGCCACCAGUGUGCUCAGACUGCUGGACCUGCAGACUAACCAGAUCAGCAGGAUGGAGUCUUCGGUGAACUUGGUCACCCAGAUGGUGGACAUGCACCGGGAAAAGGUGGCCCGCCGGGAAAUUGGUGCCUUCACCACCGCCAGGAAAGUGCCCCGGAUCCAGAAAAUCAUUCCACCCGCUAGCCAGGUGCCAGGAGGCAGAUACAUCCGGAAUCUCAUUACCUACACUGAACUGGACGCCAUCGGGCAUGGUGUGAAGAGCAUGAGCCAAGAGCUGAGCAAAACUGACACCUUGAAAAAUAAGACGUCAACGGACAGCAGAGAGGCCCAGGGGACGCUGGGGAGGAGUUCUCGAGCCCCUGAACCUGUCCAGUGUCCUGUCGUUCCGUCGCUGUCCCGCGGACUGUCCGUGUUCUCUCUCAAUGAGCGUUCCACUGGUUCCAGUUUUGGGAUCGCCGUGCCCCCUCCUACAGUGCCUACCUUCAGUGUAUUGGAUAUCCCGCCACCCGUCUUGGAGGAGUACCCUCUGCAACCUCCCCUGGAUAUGCCCCCCCCACCCCCAGACACCAUCCCUCCACCUCCACCAGCCCCUGCUAUCCCAUCAGUCCUUGCUCCAGCUCUAGCCCCUCCUCCUCCUCCUGCGUUCUUAAUAGGAGAAAAUGGUUUCCCCCCACCUAUGAUGUCAGACCUUCUCCCACCUCCUCCAAUGGCUGACAUCCUACCAGCGCCUCUCCCGUCCAAUGGGCUCAGUUCAGAGGUGGGUUUCCAGGCCCCUCCUCCUCCCCCAGAGAUGUACUCCGAGUUUGAUGACUGCAACCCCCCUCCCCCCCCCCCUGCGGACUUCGAUGACGGGGCUCCUCCCAAUUAUGUAGAGAAGGUAGUCGCGCUGUACGCCUACAGCACAAACAAGGCCGAUGAGCUCUCGUUUGAAGCCGGGGAGAUUAUUUUCGUCACUAGGAAGAAUGCCGAUGGCUGGUACGAAGGGGUCCUGAAUGGCGUGGAAGGAUUCUUCCCUGAAAACUACGUGGGGCCAGCCCAUUAACAGUGCAGCAGGGCAAAGGGGAUGUAAACAAACUGAGCAGUCAACCAAUCCUGCUCAUUGAUUAAAUGCAUAGAGACUAAACGGUGCAAGAUUGUACUUGGUAGACAACAAUGGCUGGUUUCACAGACCAGGAUUAUUGGACCACUUUAGUUAAGGUAACAUAGGGUACUCCAUGAUUAGUGCUAAUCAGGGGUUUGUGAAACUAGCUGUAAGAAUUCAUAUCACUGCCUAUAGAUAAAAAUCAUAAGGGAUAUCAUUGCUUAAAAACUUUAAUUAAAAAAAAAAAAAGUAGACGACCCGAUAACCCAUGCUUAUAAAUAAUUCAUUAUUAUUAUUAAUACUAUGUCAUGUUUUAUAUGUGUUUUAAAUUGUUUGCACUUUUGAAUGGGACUGGGCAAAAAAAAAAAAAAAAAAGCAAAUUGCUUUGUUAAAACGUUUCUGUUUAACUUUAACAUUAAUGGAUUAAUACAGAGCAUGUAGCACUCCCUGGUGGCUGUAUAUGAAAUACAUGGAGUUAAUUUAUGGGACUGUGAGAUGUAAAUGUUUUAUAUUAUAGUGCAACAGACACUUAUAAAAAAAGUAAUUGGC